AGAUGUCCUGAUUUCAAAUUUUCCACUGAAGGCCGGUGUCCAGGACGAGUGAUGGAUUACGUGGCACAGUCGAUGUCUCCGAUAUAGGCCUCGCUCGGUACCAAAAUCAAGUUACAGAGCCAUUCAGUCGUCCUCUCAACGGAACAAUCGGCACGUAUUCCAUAUUUAACUCAUUAUUGCAUAUCAAGUCGCUUGCGUCAUUGCGUCCCGUAGAUUAUAAAACUGUCCUUAUGGGACCUGGAAAUUGCCUAAACGCCAGCCAGGUAACAACGUCCACCAAACACAAUCAUGUCUUCUCAUACACUUUCUCUUCUCGAGGCCAAACCUUACUACAGCAGUGAACUUGGCUCCCUCCGAGCAGUGACUGCCGAGCAGCUUCCCAUUCUCAAAAACCUUUCUAUCAAAAGAGUGGUCCUUGCGCCGUCUGCAAUUCGGGAGCCCCACUGGCAUUCAAAUGCAAACGAGCUAGCAUACUGCUUGCGUGGAAAAGUGAUGGUCAGCAUUCUUGACUCGGGUAAUGUAUUCGCAAAUUUUGUCAUUGAAGCGGGUCAAAUGUUCCACAUCGAAUCCGGCUCGUUGCAUCACUUCGAGAACAUUUGCGAUGAAGAGGCGGAGAUCAUUAUCUGUUUCCGUCAUGAAAAGCCCACGGACUUCGCCCUGUCUGCCUCGAUGGGAGCUAUGACAGAUGGUGUCCUGGGCAACACGUACGGCCACCAUUCUUCUGAGUGGGCAAAAAUCAACCGACACACCCACCCGAAGUACAUUGUUCGCCGCAAUAACAAGCCUACAAUUCCAUCCACGGCUUAUCUGCCAGAUCCACAUAAGUUUGAGGUUGAGGAGAUGAAUCCGCCCGUUUCAUCGGAAUUUGGAUCCAACAGAACUGCGCGCAAUCAGUUCUGGCCAGCUCUUCACAAUAUGUCGAUGUACUCACUUCGAAUCGAGGAUACUGGCAUGAGAGAGGCACACUGGCAUCCAGAAACGUCGGAGCUCGGUUAUGUUGCUGAGGGCGAAGCCCGUAUGACCAUCCUGGAUCCAGAUGGAUCCACUGAUACGUAUUACCUGAAGCAAGGCGAUAUGUAUUACGUUCCAACAGCGUACCCUCACCAGAUUGAGGUGAUUGGAUCUGAGAGAAUGCAUUUCUUGAUUUUCUUUGAUCAGCCCUACCCUAAGGAUGUUGGAUACCGGACCUCUGCUACAGCGCUGCCCCGCGAGACGUUAGCGUCUACAUUGGAAGUAGCGGAGAAGGAUCUCCCUAAAUUUCCUCUCACUGUUAAGGAUCCCCUAAUUGUCGAGAAGAAAAAUCCUGUGGAUAAUUUGCGACCGAAGUUGUGAGGCGUUGGUAUUUAAGGUGUUCUUUUUUACAUAUACUAUCGAAGAACAUCCCACGCAUACCGGGAGAAAUUCAUGACGGAUAAAUUGUAGAUAGCUUGAUUGGCAUUGAUUACCAUUUUUUUAAGCGUGACCCCUAAUCAAAUCCAAUAUAAAGCCUUCC
Molecule: messenger RNA, 1492 nt
Organism: Penicillium brasilianum
Lineage: Eukaryota; Fungi; Ascomycota; Eurotiomycetes; Eurotiales; Aspergillaceae
Source: the annotation of a GenBank genome assembly